CAUAACCUUUCCUUAUUCCCUUUUUCAGACCCAUCAUAUUCUAUAUGAGCAGCGAAAGCAUAUUGCAGGGACUUGCAUAACCAACUUCUGGCCCAUAUAUAAUGCUUGUUCAGCGCAGAUGUCCCUUACUUUUGGGAACCAAAUUAAGGAACCCGUUAUUUUGACUUACUCUGCUAGACACCAGAAUUAGUCAGUACCUGCAAAAGAGAAAGCAAAGCAAAAACGUUACUGGAAUCGUGUAUGAGAUCAUGCUAAUGAAUAUGCAGUAGCACGCAUCAUAACUAACUAACCUAUAGAAAUGCACCUGUCCAUUCUUAGUGUAUGGAAAUCAAUGAAGGUCAUAGUAGGAUGGGUUAGAAUUUAGCUGCCCAAGACCCUAUAAAUACACACAUUGUUGAGCUGAGUUGCGUUUUCUUUGGGCUUCUUUGUGUUCAACUCUUCUGUUCCUUAAAUUUUCUCAAGGCUCUUUAAGUUCUUCUGAAUCCAUCUCUCUGUGCUCCCCUCCAACUUGUUUAGAUUAUAGGACUGCUGAACUGCCUUAUACUCUACCUACCAGGACCCUCAACUUCACUGGCUGCACAGACAGACAUCGGUCGGGGAAAACGAUAGGAAUGAACAGCCCAGCCCUGUCUCACCAGCUCUCUGUGUGACCGUCUCAUGUGGUAGAGGAUCCUCAACAGAGGUCCCCUGCUCCGCCCACCCCACCAAGAGACCCUCAGACAGGAUACCACACUCUGCUCCCAACAGACAGCAGUUUGCAGGUGCCAGGUCAGACGGCGGAGGAGGCAUGGCCCAGUCAAGGAGAUCAAUGGUGGUCCCUCGGCAGGACUCCCGUGGGACAGACAUCUUCCGCAAUGACAGCGGGGAUUGCGUCAUCCGCUCCGACCUGGGCUGCUACCUGCAGACACCUGAUUUCCUGGAGAAAGGGAGCAACAUUAAGAUCCGCAGACUGCACCCCGCCUGCCAGGGUGGGGACCACUACGUGGCCAGCAGGGAGAACCCCGAUAUUUACAUCCUCAAGGGUGACUCCUACCGGGUGGUACAAGACCUGAGCACAGAUAGGGGAGCUCAGAUCUUUCAGCUGCAUCCCAGGUGCCGUGGAGGGGACCACUACGGGAGGCUUCGUUGGGCUUUCUUCAUCAUUUUCCAAGGCCGGGGUGUCAUCCGCAGAGUGGACGAUUUGAGCACAGCUGGAGGUGAAACCGACCUUGUCCUGCCUCCGGAAUACCGCACGGGGCUCUACUAUUUCGGGAUUGAUCAAUACCUCACCAUCAUCAAGUUGGAUGAGAAGUGGGGGGUGCAAUUCUUCCUGUAUGGGGAUGAGAGAUUUCAAUUCCUGGAUUCCUACUUCUCCAUCCACCCUAACGUGCUGAACUUCUUCCCCGGGGGCCUGGCCUGCACCCAGGGGUCCUCGACCGCUGGCUGGGAGUGCAUCAAAACUCUCCACAAUACGUCCGACUCCACCAUCACCUGGUCUGACAAGGUCGUCCGCAAGGUGGGCUACACCAAGCAGCAGAUGUCCAGUAUUGAGUACAGCUGGAGCAUCUCAGCAGAUAUGUCCCUGGGGAUAGGAGAUCUCACCAAACUCAUCACUCAACUCCAGUUCUCCCUCAACACGGAGUACGGCGGGAGAAGCGUCCGCACGGAGCAGGAGGACUGGAACGAAGCCCAGGAUGAGGAGGAGUCAAUCCAAGUGUCCCUGGAUCCCCAAAAAAGCCUCUACAUCUGGCAGUACCACCUCGGCAUUGGCCAGAAGCCCGUCUUGUUCUGUAGAGACAUGCAGUUCACCAAAGAGGACAUCCCGCCCGACCACAUCCCGUUGCCUCCAGUCCUCUAAGUAUUCAGGAGGAAGUUGACACCAUGUUGCUAUUCUGAAUGCAUGGAGCUCAACUUCUUCGUCGUAGUAUUUCCCGUUCCGAUCUUUCCCUGCCUAACCUUUCAUCCACCUGAUCCCAGCUGUUUCCCCAGCUGAUUUUCCUCCCGUCUCCAAGCUUGACCCAAAUCUUGCUGAGCACAAGGAUAGCUUAAUUAAAAUUCCUUCCUUCCUAGUAUCGUUAAUACAGCUGAUGAGAAAAAGUGUUUGAUUUCCUUAUGGAAAAUGUGGACUUUCUAUUGAAAAAAACAAAACAAAAAAAAAAGGUCCAAAACAUGCUGGUACUGCAGAAAAUUAGGCAGAAAAUGACCAAAAACAGUAAAAAAAAUUGCAAAAAACAUGCCAACGACUGAAAGAAAAAUGAUUGGCAAAAGGCUGCUCCAACAAAUACAAUUCUAUUACCUGAAAAUGGAGACAUAUUUCAUUUUUUGCCAAGCAUUUUUGGAGUUCCUGACUCCAAAAUAUGACCCUGUUUUCGAGGAAAGUCCACACUUUCGCAAAACCACCCAAUUGCCCCGGAAAAAUCAAUAUCUCAGCCAGCUUGAGGGAUGAUGAAACAUGCUCCACCCAAACUUUGUCCUCCACCACUUCGGCCUUUUCCAUUCUUCGCUAGCGCCUCACCUAAACCUCCUUCCGAAUCUCGUCCGCACGGCCUGUGAUUGAAUGGCGUGUUCUCACUCCAACUUUUCCUGUUACUCAGAGACUGGGGAGAAUCCAGUAGAAACCAGAGGAAUGGGUAAAGAGUUUGAUGUAAAAGCUCUGUAAAAAUACUUGCACAUGACCCAACAUUGCUCCGGUCCUGAACUAUGAUCAGGUUUUAAAAUAAAAGAAAAUUGUAUACGCUUUAGAUAAAUGCUGAUUUUUAUAGGGCAGGGGGUGGGGAGUUUGGGGGGCAG
Pelodiscus sinensis (Chinese soft-shelled turtle) is the source of this 2769-nucleotide messenger RNA. The record is from RefSeq and is a predicted model, not a curated record. NCBI's taxonomy places the organism in Eukaryota, Metazoa, Chordata, Testudines, Trionychidae.